This is a messenger RNA of Penicillium arizonense, 297 nucleotides long. RefSeq lists its product as uncharacterized. Gene Ontology annotation, cellular component: extracellular region. The record is from RefSeq and is a predicted model, not a curated record. Lineage: Eukaryota; Fungi; Ascomycota; Eurotiomycetes; Eurotiales; Aspergillaceae. Bases 1 to 297 code for a protein of 98 amino acids. The transcript is spliced from 3 exons.
AUGCAUCUUAUUACCAUGUUCCUUGCUUUGGCUCCAGUUCUGGCUGUGCCUUUCAAUGCUGGCGGCAACGGUGGCAGCAACGGUGGACCCGUUUGCAAUGCAGGCCUGCUCUAUACCCAAGCACAGUGUUGCAAGACUGGUGUACUUAACCUGGCGGACCUUGACUGCAAGUCCUCGCCUCGAUCCUACAACGGCCUGGACGAUUUCAAGGCUGGUUGUGCCUCUGAUGGCCGAGCUGCUAAAUGCUGUUCUAUCCCCGUCGCCGGUCUCGGGUUGGUUUGUAAUGACGUGGCCUGA